AUGAGCAGUUUGAAGCGUGAUGCGGAGCACGUGAUCGUGAACAACGCAUCCCCUGCUAAGAGCAAGAAUUAUGGCAAGUGCCAAUACAAGACCGGCAAGUGUUUCAACGAACGCACUGUGAAGCGCAAUGGCGACGCGCACUCUCUGUGCGAGGAGCACCGCGUCAAGCAAAAUUUGAUUCAACGUCGCAGUGAUCGCAAGUAUCAGACGGUGCACGCCAUUCGACGUCGUGAACGCUCGCAGCGUCGCGCUGUAUUGAAAAAGCAAGUUUCAAUGGCAGUAGCGCAACAGCUUUUCUACGAGCACCAGCAACAGAAAACGCUUGGUAUUCCGCUACCGCAACACCAUCCUCUGCACGUGCUGACAACGAAUGCCGCCACCCCGACCCCGGGUGCAUCGUCUAGGAUGGUGAGCCUCGCGCCUCCUAUUCGGGUCCCACAACCGUCGUCGGCUUUUAUGUUGAACGAUCAGAGCGACUCGAGUUCACCUUUGAUUUUGUCAUUUCAGCCACAAAAUAAUUGCAUGGCAGCUACCAAUGCGACUACAAAAAAAGUAGUAGCAACACCAGCAUCUACGAAAGCCAAGGACGAGUCGACCCCGACUGGUAUCGACAACUUCACAUCCGGUUCUUUUAUGAAUAUCUCCAAGCCGUCGGGCAUGCCGGGGCUGCAUGAUUCGGAGAUUAACGAAAGCAGCAUGAUAGACAGUUUUGGCUACACGCCAAUCGUCUCGUGCUCGGGUGACAAGGAAACGUGGAGCGACGACGACAUUGAAUUCCUGCAGACCAUUUUAUUGGCCUAA
Molecule: messenger RNA, 801 nt
Organism: Peronospora farinosa
Lineage: Eukaryota; Oomycota; Peronosporomycetes; Peronosporales; Peronosporaceae
Source: the annotation of a GenBank genome assembly